Fundulus heteroclitus (mummichog) is the source of this 5659-nucleotide messenger RNA. RefSeq names its product MLLT10 histone lysine methyltransferase DOT1L cofactor (gene mllt10). The coding region runs from base 275 to 3433 and encodes 1052 amino acids. Gene Ontology annotation, biological process: regulation of transcription by RNA polymerase II. The record is from RefSeq and is a predicted model, not a curated record. Gene Ontology annotation, cellular component: nucleus. NCBI's taxonomy places the organism in Eukaryota, Metazoa, Chordata, Actinopteri, Cyprinodontiformes, Fundulidae. The transcript is spliced from 19 exons. Gene Ontology annotation, molecular function: nucleosome binding; histone binding.
CCUCCCUCCCUCCCUCCCUCCUCUCCGCUCUUGCUCCACCAUCGAGCCCCUGACGGCGAUGUUUUGGUAAAAACAAAAUAGUGCCCCGAAAAUGGACGCGAACACGUCUAAAACAUGACACGUCGCCGGAGCGGGACCUAGAGCGGCGCUGCGGGCGAAACGACGGACGUCUUCGACAGAGUUUUUUAUUUUUAUUUUCCUUUUUUUUUUUUUCUUUCUUUUUUUAGCGGCCAAGUCCCUUGUGUGUCCCUCCGCAUGUCCGCCUUCCUCGUAGAUGGUCUGCGGCGAGCGUUGUGCGAGGGCGGACGACGAGCUGUUGAUGAGUAACAUGAAGGAGAUGAUCGGCGGUUGCUGCGUGUGUUCGGACGAACGCGGCUGGGCGGAGAACCCGCUGGUCUACUGCGACGGCCACGGCUGCAACGUCGCCGUGCACCAAGCCUGCUAUGGGAUUGUUCAGGUGCCGACUGGUCCGUGGUUCUGCAGAAAGUGUGAAUCCCAGGAGAGAGCGGCCCGUGUGAGAUGUGAGCUCUGCCCCCACAAAGAUGGAGCCCUCAAGAGGACGGACAACGGAGGCUGGGCCCAUGUGGUGUGUGCCCUGUACAUACCCGAGGUGGAGUUCGCUAAUGUCGCUACUAUGGAGCCCAUAGUCCUACAGUCUGUCCCCCAUGAGCGCUACAACAAGACGUGUUACAUCUGCGAGGAGCAGGGCAGAGAGAGCAAAGCCGCCACCGGAGCCUGCAUGACCUGCAACAAACACGGCUGCAGACAGGCCUUCCACGUCACAUGUGCCCAGUUUGCAGGGUUAUUAUGUGAAGAACAAGGCUCAGAUGCAGAUAAUGUCAAGUACUGUGGAUACUGCAAAUACCAUCACAGCAAGCUGAAACACAAGGAGCGAGACAGACACAGACCCAAACACAAGAAAGGCUCCAUGGACAUGUCGCCCUCGCUCAUUCUUCCAAACAUCAUGGUGCCCGACAAGGCCUACAACAGCGCCACCUCGGGGGGAGGCGUAACCUCUCUGCCUGCGUCCUCUCAGAAGCGACUGGACGACGGCGCCGGCCGGUUCACCAACGCCAACUUCCAGGAAGUGUCGUCAUCUCACGGCGGGGGAACCUCCUCCAAGGACGGGCUGAACGCCGCCGCCGUCGACGCGGCCAAGGCGGCGGCGCCCGAGGCCAAGAACAAGAAGAGCGGCGCCGCCGGCGGCCCUCACGCGGUCGGACAGAGGGGCGGCCGCAAGUCUCUCACCUCGUCAGGGAAACCGCUGCCCUCAGCGGUGGUCACCAUGGCUACCUCCUCCACGUCUGCCUCCGCUUCCACGGGGCCUUUCCAUCAAGGCCUGCUGCUGACCAGUGCCAGCAAGACUCCCGCCGCCCCUUCCUCCUCAGACUUCCUCAGUUUCACCGACUCGUCGCUGCGCCCCGGCGUCGGGACGUCUUUCUCCUCCCCGCCGUCUUUCAGCAGCUGUCUGGUCAAGUCGAGCUCCGAGGGCGGCACGUCAGAGGGGACCACCACUCUCUUCGGUUCCCUCAUGUCUGCCACCACGACCUCCGCCGCGGUCGGUGGAAAGCUGUACGAGAACUCCCACAGCCACGCAGCGAGUGAAACCACCAGCCUCGUCGGCUCGACGGGCUACAAGCGGACGCAGCCCUCCGGCGGCGGGCUGGGGGCGGGCGCCGCGCCGGCAGCGGCCGCGGAUGACGGCGUCAAGAAGAAGAAGAAGGGCAACUGGCGGAACAGAUUCGGACCUUGCUUCACCACAGACGUCAAACCCUCGGAGGCGGCUCCAUCCCUCACGCUCCCUUCCUCCUCCGCAGCCAGCAUCACCCCCUGCUCCACCUCCACAGCCUCCACCGCCUCCUCCACGUCCUCGACGCUGUCGGGCCGACCCGGCUUGGUUUCCAGCAGCGGCUUAGGAGGAGGAGACAGGGGACUCGGGGUGAUGGGCGGCCUCCAGAAAUCCCCGUCGCUCCUCAGGAACGGGAGUCUGCAAAGCAACAGCGGCUCCACGACCACUGGCUCAGGUGUCUUCUCCGCAGCCGACGGGUCAUCGUCGGGGACAGCAGCCGUCGCCAUGGGCGGGGCGAGCGCCGAGUUGUCACAGCAACCGCAGCCCACACCUUCCCUAGCGCCUCCCUCUCCAUUCACCGCCACGGCGCCGCUCAACAGCACAGCCUCCACACACGCUCUGCCGGGCUCCGUGUUCAACCUGGCCCCCCCACACAUGUUCGGCAACAGGCUGAACCCCAACUCCACCAUGGCAGCUCUCAUCGCUCAGUCCGAGGCCUCGCCAGCAGAUCAGGAGCUGGGAGACGGCGGCGGCGGCAGCAGCAGCGGAUCUCAGGGCUUCUCCAUAAGAGCUUCUCCUAAGACCACCCCGCGCUCUCCCAUUGGCGGCCUGCAGAUCCGGUAUGACUCCUCGGGGUCGUUGCCGGGGCCAGGGUUGGGGUUGCUAGGGGCCGGGGGUGGCAGCGGCAGCGGCGGCGGCGGGGAGACGCUGCCCCCGGUGGCCACCAGCAUCGAGCAGCUCCUGGAGAGGCAGUGGAGCGAAGGGCAGAGCUUUCUGCUGCAGCAGGGAGCGCAAGGCGACGUGGUGGCAAUGCUGAAGUCCCUCCACCAGCUGCAGGAGGAGAACAGGAGGCUGGAGGAGCAGAUCAAAACCCUGACCAUGAAGAAGGACAGACUCCAGCUCCUCAGCGCGCAGCUUUCAGUGCCUUUCACCCAGACGGCCGCUUCCUCGGGUGAUGUGAAGGGAUCCUACCCCGGAGCCACAGACUCGUCUAUACCAGCAGCGGCUCAGGACGCCGCGUCGUGCGGCGGGCACAGCAGCUGCGGCUCCACCUCCUCGCUCUCCGCCUCGCCCUCCGUCUCCCAGAGCCCGCCCCAGCCGGCGCUCAACGGCGUCGCCGGGCUGAUGGGCGCGCUGGGAGCAGGCAACCCGCUGGGCAUCGGCGGGAUCGUCGGAGCGCUGAACGGCGUGAUCCAGACGCCGGGCGGCCCCGGCAGCCCUCACACUACAGGAGCGGCGUCCGGCGUUGCGCUCCCUGUUAAUAGCAGCGCCGCUCGGCUCGGCCUGCUGUCCGAGCAGCAGCGACUGCUCCUGCAGCAGCAGCACCAGCUCCAGCAGCUGCUGUCCUCCCAGUCCUCAGCGGACCAGCAGCAGCAGGCGCUGCUCCUGCAGCUGAUACAGCAGCAGCAGCAGCAGCAGCAGGACCUCCAGCAGCUGCAGUCCCUCUCCUCCACGGCCCAGAUCCCCAACAUGCCGCUGUCUAACAACCUGCUGCCCGGCGCCCAGAGCCAGGGCCAAGGCGCCAUCGCCGCCAACCCCUUCCUGGCGCUGCAGCACUCGCACGCCGACGCGCACGGCCCGGCCGCGGGGAAGCCCCGGGCGGCAGAGAAGGCCGUGGGCAUGGCGGGCCAGGAGAAGACAUGACGCUCUGAUUUACUCUCUUUUUUUUUAUUAUUAUUAUUUUUUUUUUCAAUAAAUAUGCAGCGUUGCAAGAUCGGCCUUUUGGUCAACUUCAGAGCUCAUCAGCUGGACGGAAACGCUCGUUUUGUGGGAGAGUUUUGCCAUCCGCCUUGUACAGUUCCUCCCUCGCUCAAACUGGGCCAGCUCACUUCGGUUCUGCAGCUUUUUCUGGUUUAAAACUUGACCCUGAAUUCUGUUCAUGUGUGCUAUUUAUUUCAGUCUAACUUAAAAGUUUUGUUCUUUUUUUUUUUUUUAAACUGUAGCGCUGCUUCUUUGUUCCCUUUUUGUCUUUUAGUUGGGUUUUAAUUUAACAGCGUCAUAAUAUAGCGUCAGAGUAAAAUGCGUCUUUUUUUUUCUCUCUCUCUCUCUCUCUUCGUCUUUGAUUUCCUCUGAAUCAUCUUUUAAGGGUCCGUUUCCAGGAGAGUUAAUAGUUUCUGUCAUAAUUCUGAUUGUUGUUUCCUGUCUUCUUGGCUUCUUCUCGUUUCCGUCACGAUGUUUCAAACUCAGGGGCCUCCGCUAACCGGAGCAGUUUGCGCAGCAGCCGAGCUGGCGCACAGAGAACUACAGAAGAAUAAUAAAUAAAAAAAAUUAAAAAAAACGCAGCAAUACACGAGCAUGUAUAAAAAUACACUUCCCUGGAAUAGCACUGAACAGUAGCAGAUGUGUGUUUGACAUCUGUCUCGCAGCAGCCCCGAGGGGAAUAUUGGGUCAGCGUUUGGGGGGCCGGGGGGGGGGUGUUGGGGGCAAAAAAAAAAAAAAGAAAAGGAAUUGCCCACAUGUUGUGGCUGCUGCCUCUCUCCUCUCUCUGUCACUCUGUGUGCUGCAGAUCCGUUCAUGUCAGCGAGCCGAGCGCCGCGCGGUCACCGCAGAAGCCUUGCUGUCGACUGUCUCUUCUCUGGGCCAGAUACAGGGUGGUGGGGGGGGGGUCUCAGUCGGGGAUGUGAGACACUUAGCAGAGGGGGACUCAAAAAAAAUGGACUUAAAGACAGCUUGGAGGCUGUAAUCCAUAUCACUGGGAGUCAGACACAAAGUGGACCGGCAGCGAAAUGGAAAAUGGAAGCGUUGUCGUCCCAUCCUCCUGUCUGAGCGCCGCCCCCCAACCCGCCACCCCUUACACCCCCCCACCCCACCCCGGCCUGCACCUACCUCUUCGAGCAGGACCUAAAAGGCCGAAACACGGCGGCCGCUUUGGGGGACAACAAAACCCCACAGCAGUGCGGACUGGCCGAUCAGGGUCCAAACCCAAGUGCCUGAGGCCAAAUGGGUGGGGGUGGGAGGUGAGGGGAGGGUUCCUUCUUACCUCUUAAGUUUUUGUUUUGUUUUUUGUUCACACAGCGCUCCUGGUGAUUACGCUGCACUGCUAAAAGGCAACAGAUUUAAGAGAAACACUUUCCAGCUCUUUUAAUAAAGUCAAAUGUAUUCUGCUCAGUUCUUUAAUAUUACAAAAAAAAUAACAUUUGCGUUGUUUUUCUUUUUCUUUAUUUAUCUGGAGUGUUUGUGUACUGUGCAUAAAAUGAUAUAUUUUAAAAAAAAAUUGCGAUUCAACAUCCUUUUUUACUACUGUGUACAGUUCUUUUUUUUUUUUUUUUUUGUCCUCCAACACACAGUCUGAUUUUGCUGUAAACUCCCUCUAAUGACGUCUGCUCUGUGUCACGUGUUUGAAAGCUAGAAGCUAUUUAAUAGUUGGUUAAUUGGGGGGUGAGCGGGAGGUGUGUGUGGGGGGGGGGGGUGUAUAUAGCUGCUUAUAGGGGAGGAGGAAAUGUGUUGGGUGUGGCACAGUCUUUACCUCGUUGAGUGUACAUAAAGCUUUCUCAUUGGCCGUUCGGUGUACAUAAGUGAUUGUGAUUGGCCGUGACGCCGGCGGAGCGUGGAGUCGGCGGCGCGUGUGUGAUGAGAAUGUUUCUAGGACCAGAAGAAUAAGAUGAGCAGUGACUGGACACACAAAAGUAUUAAUUUAUUUUUCUAUGUGCAGGGACAUUGUGGUUCUUUUGUUUUUUUUUGAGGGUUGCACCUGUUUGUUGAUUACUUUUUUUUUUUUUUUUUACUUGGCACUAUGUUUUUAUUUGUCCACACAAAUGUGUUUUCAAUCAGUUUUGUAAAAGAGGGGGGUGGGAAAUUAAGGCGAGGAGUGAGGUCUCAUAUUGUAUUUCAAAAUGCAAAAAAAUAAUAAACUCUGGAUUAAGAAAAUUA